Guyanagaster necrorhizus is the source of this 1113-nucleotide messenger RNA. RefSeq names its product chitin deacetylase. Bases 1 to 1113 code for a protein of 370 amino acids. Gene Ontology annotation, biological process: carbohydrate metabolic process. The transcript has 7 exons. The record is from RefSeq and is a predicted model, not a curated record. Gene Ontology annotation, molecular function: chitin deacetylase activity. Gene Ontology annotation, cellular component: membrane. NCBI's taxonomy places the organism in Eukaryota, Fungi, Basidiomycota, Agaricomycetes, Agaricales, Physalacriaceae.
AUGUUUACUUCCAUCUUCCUAGCCAUUAAUGUCGCCCUUGCUGCGAAUCUACCACGCUCAGACUGUCACGAUCAUGAGCAGCACAGGCGCCUUCCUGGUAACUGGUAUCACGAAUGCGAUCAUCCCGUCCACAAUCUCUUCAAGCGAGGCGCACCAGGCGACGGCAUAAAUUAUGCUGAAGUCGGUUCUCCCUCCUGGUCAAGUGCCUUUCCGACGUCGACGCCUGAUACAAGUCAGCUACCUCAGGCAUGGGUAGACGCCCUCAACGAUGCCGUAUCCUCCGGGAAAAUACCCAAUAUUCCCGAGUCGACCAGCACAAGUGAUAGAAGUCCUGUUUACCCCGAUGGCUUCGACCCUGAUGGAUCAGAAGUUUGCUCCUCUUCGUAUCAAUGCAGAAUUCCGGAAGACAUUUGGGACGCUCCUACAGGCACUUUGGGCAUUGGGUUUGAUGAUGGACCCUUGCCCCCUACCCCCCGUCUCGUUACCUUUUUGCAGUCCCAGAACCAGAGCGCGACUCAUUUUAUGAUCGGUUCUAAUAUCCUUAGUAAUCCCAAUCAGUUCAAUGCUGCAUAUAACAUUGGAGGGGAUAUCGCAGUGCACACAUACACUCAUCCUUACAUGACUACGCUUACCAACAUCCAAGUCGUUGCAGAGCUUGGUUGGACUAUGGAAAUCAUUCACAACUCAACGGGCGGCCGCGUUCCUAGGUUUUGGAGACCACCUUAUGGCGAUUCAGACAACAGAGUAAGGGCCAUUGCGGCGGAGGUGUUCGGGCUUGAGUGCAUUAUGUGGAAUCGGGACACUGACGACUGGAGUAUGGAAUCUGGGGGUACUACGAUGCGAGCCAUUAGUCGUAAAAUGAAGAAGUGGCUCACAGGUCCCAAGACCCCGGGUUUGAUCAUCUUGGAGCAUGAGUUGACCACCGACAUGGUCCAAGCCUUUAUCAAUGCUUAUCCUUUCAUGAAGUCCAACGGAUGGAACACUACGUCGGUCGCCCGACUGGUAGGAGACGGUCGUCCCUACCAGAACUCUAAUAAUGAUGAUUCGACGGUUACCGCGGACGGAAUUUUGGUCGCGGCCACCCCGAGUGCCACAAGCUCCAUUACAGGGUAA